Molecule: messenger RNA, 1575 nt
Organism: Phanerochaete carnosa HHB-10118-sp
Lineage: Eukaryota; Fungi; Basidiomycota; Agaricomycetes; Polyporales; Phanerochaetaceae
Exons: 8
Coding region: 226-1575 (449 amino acids)
Molecular function (GO): O-methyltransferase activity
Source: RefSeq, a predicted model, not a curated record
UUGAUAUAGAUAAAUCUACCAUCAUUAGGAGAAGGUUCUGUUCAGCUGUGAGAGAACUUAGCAGCAAGCUUUACAUUGAUUCGGACGGGCGAUGCGCACGUCAGUGUGUUUAGUCACAUCCUAACGCUGCAGAAGACACAUCGAGAAAGCACUCCUCAUUGAUAUAAAAGGUACCUCUUUGACAAUGCUAACACCAGUGAAAACUGCCCUUCAUACACCCCAGUCAUGUCUACCCUCGAUGCGCUUGGACAGAUCAUCGCCAAUGGCAUCAAGGAUAUCCAGUCCAAGUCCGCUGAGCGCGGCAUGCUCUAUCCUACGCCGAAGACAUCGCCCAGCCCGGAAGACGAGAAGUUACAAAGUGACCUCGCAGCCGACGCUGCACCCAUGAUUGCUGCUGCAUGGCAACUCAUCGCAACGCUCAAGCAUCCCCAUACCUAUUUACUGGAGCUCGCGACCUUGACGUACCUUUCUGGCUCAAUGUCGGCUGCAGAGGCGGCAUAUGUUCCCGAUGUUCUGCAUGAGGCAGGCACGAAGGGCCUGCAUGUUAACAAGAUUGCGGCAGUCAGAAAUGUUGAUGCAAGCAAACUAGGCCGAAUCCUAAGACUCCUUGCGUCUCGGCACAUCUUCGAGGAGGUCGCACCAGAUGUCUUUAGGAACAACCGCAUCUCUUCGUCCAUGUGCACGGGCAAGCCUGUCCAAGAGAUGGUGAGAAGUCCUAUUGAUAGGUGGGACGACACCAAUGGGAUUGCCGCUUUCGUUUCAAUACAAGCAGAGACUCAGCGGGGCAAUUCCUGGCUGGCGGAACACAUCCUGGACCCUGCGACCGGGCACUCGCAGGAGUCGAACGAGGCCCCGUGGCAGCGCGCCAUGCGCACCAAACUGACCCUGUUUGACUGGAUGGAGCGUCCACAGCAUGCGCUGGAGAUGCGCAAGUUCAGCAUCAGCAUGCGUGCGAGUACGAGCUCUGAUGACAGCAUCGUCGCGACGCAAGGCUUCGAGUGGGCGUCACUUCCCUCGGGCAACCUGGUGAUCGACGUCGGCGGCGGAAUCGGCAGCUUGACCAUGACAGACGCUGCGGUUCAGGAAGGGGAGCGGCUGUGGAGGGCAAAUAUGCCCGGGUUUGUUGAGAAUGACAUCGUACGGCUGCAAGGUCAUGAUUUCUUUGCGGAACAACCCAUCACUGACGCCGACGUAUUUGUUCUCCGGUACGUCCUUCACGACUGGCCGGAUAAGUACGCGAGCAAGAUCCUGUCGCGACUCCGGGACGCGGCACAGCCAACCACCAAGCUCGUCGUGAUGGACGCCAUCAUAGACUACAUGUCCCGCGACUCUGGCGCUACGGCUGACAUCCCCGGCGCUGCAAAGCCCCAAGCCCCAGAACCGUUGUUGCCAUACGCCGACUCGGCGACGGGCUUCAUGUAUGGCGUAGAUGUGGGUGUGAUGACCAUUGCGAACUGUCAAGAGCGCACUCUCGGCAACUUCGUGGAGCUUUUCAAGGGCGCGGGCUGGAAGCUUGAGCGGGUGUGCCGCUUUGAGCCUCCCCUUCCACAGCAGCUCGUCUGCUCACCUCUCUAA